Archocentrus centrarchus (flier cichlid) is the source of this 2309-nucleotide messenger RNA. RefSeq names its product nudix (nucleoside diphosphate linked moiety X)-type motif 13 (gene nudt13). NCBI's taxonomy places the organism in Eukaryota, Metazoa, Chordata, Actinopteri, Cichliformes, Cichlidae. The record is from RefSeq and is a predicted model, not a curated record. Gene Ontology annotation, molecular function: metal ion binding; hydrolase activity. The transcript is spliced from 10 exons. Bases 370 to 1392 code for a protein of 340 amino acids.
AGAAGAAAGGUCGAAGGCUUUAUGUGAGGCAGUGCAGGUAGAAACUGAGCCCAAACUCAAAAAGGGACUGAUCUAAGUUUUAAUACCGGGGAUGCGCGUGCACUGACGAAGUUCAGUACAGUUUCAUGUUUAGGGCUGCGCAACGCGAGCGCGCACACAGACCCCUGUGUGUCCUGUGUGUGAGACAGAGUGCAUAGUGUUACCCACAGUGCUGACGGUGGAGCUGCUGUGGGGUCAGAGAGGCAGGACGCAGGCUGGGAUCAGCUGACCUGCUGCUGCUCAGAUAUCAGCAGCUGCACACGACCGUUUCCGACCCCAGACAGGGACAAAGUCGGUGGUGAAGGUAGGAACCCAGCCCAGGUCAGAGUGAUGGUCAUGUUGAGACCUCUGAGGAUCCUUCUGUCUGUCCUGAAAACCCAUCCGAGCCGCUGCUGUUCAGGCUUCGUUUCCAGGAUGAGAUAUGUGAACAGGCUGAAGGAGGAUGAUGAGGCGUGCGCCGCAGCGCUGAAGGACGGUCGAAUUUUUCUCUUCCACCAUUUGUCUCCUCUGCUGCAACGCACUGACACAGGAACCUUCAGACCAGCACUUCUCACCUCCUCAGAUGUGCAGUCGAUCCUGCAGCAGCUCGGUUCAGAUGGUUCCCUGCUGAAGGAGUCGGUUCUGAUUGGCUGUUCGGAACAGAACCAGGCUCAGUUCUGUCUGGAUGUCGGAGAACUGGACCAGGCAGCACUAGAAGAAAACUUUAAGGGGAACUUUAUAGACCUGAGGAAAGCCUUUUUUCUCCUGGAUGGUCCUGAGGCCCCUCUAGUGGCCAAGAGUCAGGCCCUACUGCGCUGGCAUCAAACCAGCAGGUUCUGCAGUGCUACGGGCCAGCCGACCCAGCGCAACCAGGCCGGCAGCCAGAGGGUCUGCAGCAGCAGCUCCACCAUCUACUACCCCAAGAUGUCUACGGUGGCGGUCGUCCUGGUGUCUGAUGGGAAACGGUGUUUGCUGGGACGACAGUCGUCCUUCCCUCGAGGGCUGUACAGCGUUCUGGCCGGCUUCUGUGACAUGGGUGAGACUCUGGAGGAAGCGCUCUGCAGAGAAGUGGCAGAGGAGGUGGGUCUAGAGAUUCAGAGCAUCUCCUACAGCUCCUCACAGCACUGGCCGUUCCCUCACAGCUCUUUCAUGUUGGGCUGCCACGCCUCGGUUAGCCCUGCCCACACUCAGCUGAGCGUGGACAACUCAGAGCUGGAGGAUGCCCGGUGGUUCACUGUGGAGGAAAUCACCGACGCCCUGCAGGUUAAGACUCCACCCAGGAGAGGCGAUCCCCCCAGCCUCUGGUUGCCGCCUAAACCCGCCCUCGCAAACCGCCUCAUCAGGGAGUGGGUGGAGCGACAGGACAGAACAUGAUGUCAGACUUUACAUCAACAGUGAUGCGACCCACAGAGAUUCUUCAUCUGCAGAACCAGGACCAGCCAGAGGUGGAGCCAAAUGACCGAGCUGCACUCCGAGUCUUGCCCUGAUUCAUCAGGUCACAUAUCACUUCAUGUCAGAUGCAGAGCCAAACCUGACCCUCGUCCUCUGUCUCGUUUCGGAAGUUUUUCUCUGUGAAACAAAUGAGCCCCCAAAUGUUCAGUUUAACAAACCGAGCUGCCUGAGCGCAUUUGAGGCCACGGUGUCUCACCUGUCCAGGUUUACAUAAGGAGCUGUUUUCACUGCUCUGCUUCUCUUCGCGCCACAUUUUCUCAUCCUCCUUUUUGAACCCCAGUUUUACGUCUUGUGUAGAUCUUAUUUUGCGUUAUUUUCUGUGAAACUGAAGUAACAAACAAAUAUCACUCGCUCGCUCUUCGUCUGUGGUAUUUUUCCUCUAGACUCAGUCAUGAUUAAGCAGUUUGUAAUGAAGGUUUGAUGUGAGAUUAUUGUCUGAUUUCAGACUUGGUGCAUGAAUCUGGUGUGUCUGCCUUGUUGUCAGGAUUACUGCCAAUAAAUGACUUCUCCAAUCUGAUGUGUGUGCAGGUUAUGAUCCAGCGUCACUUUACAGCAGGAGUGGGCAAACUUUUUGGAUCUGGGGCAACAUUGACUUUUUGAAAUUUGACAGACAGGCCAGGCCAGCACCAGAUACAUACAUAUGAAACAUAAACAUAAAAAAGGCAUUACAGUGUUAAUAUUUACAUUUACUUUUAGUGGGAAUAGUGUUGUUUUUGCCAAUGCAUCGAAGUCUGGUGUUAGUUUUGUUGUAGCAAUUCUCAGAAUCCUCGAUUAUAAUUAUGAUUUGAUUUGGGCAAUUCUGUACCAAUCUUCGGCGGGCUGGAUUAAAAAGACCAACG